Molecule: messenger RNA, 675 nt
Organism: Kuraishia capsulata CBS 1993
Lineage: Eukaryota; Fungi; Ascomycota; Pichiomycetes; Pichiales; Pichiaceae
Exons: 1
Coding region: 1-675 (224 amino acids)
Biological process (GO): regulation of DNA-templated transcription
Molecular function (GO): DNA binding
Source: RefSeq, a predicted model, not a curated record
AUGGAAAUUCACUCGCUCAUCAACACGGCUUCAUUGAACCAGCAAAGGCAAUUACCCGGUUUAACCCCGCCGCAAUCGCCUCAAGAUGGUGAGCUGUCGUCGCUCCCUCAGCAGAGCCAGUUUAGGCAGAGCUCCACUAGCUUUGCCCAAAAGACACCAAAUUUUCAAUUCAAAUUGCCCCCCAUACAAUCAAUGCUCGACAACAUUGCCCAGAACGAGUCACAGGGUGCUUAUUACCCUCAAUUCCAGUCGUCAGCGCUGCCUUUGUCGCCAUUAUCGUCGAGAUCACCUUCAGUUGUAAGUGUUUCGAGGCAAGAGCAAAGUCUCCAGCCACAAAAUGCGCCACAUCCUGGAUCGGAAAUGGGCUCGUUUCCUGCUCAUGAAUAUCCGGCACCUCAGAAACCGCUAAUUCUGAUUUCCUCCCAGAGAUCGUUCUCCUCCAACCAUCCUUCAUCCAAGAAAAAGAGGUCUAAUUUACCAAAAAAGACCACAAUGAUACUGCUGACUUGGCUUAAUGAAAAUCUGAAUCAUCCUUAUCCUUCGUCAAAACAGAAGAAUGAGCUGAUCUUCCAAACAGGACUAAGCUCACAGCAGCUGUCAAACUGGUUCAUUAAUGCCAGGAGGAGGAAGAUCAGCUUGUUGAGGGAAAUCAGAAACAACACAACUGAAGCAUAG